Pistacia vera is the source of this 1159-nucleotide messenger RNA. RefSeq lists its product as uncharacterized. NCBI's taxonomy places the organism in Eukaryota, Viridiplantae, Streptophyta, Magnoliopsida, Sapindales, Anacardiaceae. Bases 1 to 924 code for a protein of 307 amino acids. Gene Ontology annotation, molecular function: protein phosphatase regulator activity; protein phosphatase 1 binding. The record is from RefSeq and is a predicted model, not a curated record. The transcript has 2 exons. Gene Ontology annotation, cellular component: plasma membrane.
AUGAAUGAUGCACUCUUUUGCAUCGUCUGGCGGGUGGCAGAUAAACAAGUGGAGGCAAUACAGUUUUUGACUACCAAUAAUGCAAUAGAAGUGAAUGCUCUUAAUGAAGGUGGCUUUACCGCUUUGGAUAUUUUAAAACAAAGCAGAAGAGAUUUGAAAGAUUAUGAAAUUGUGGAGUUGCUUAGAUGUGGGGGAGCUAUUUCUGCAGAAGACAUUGUCGUAUCGACGCAUGAACUUGGGUCCAAACAAACUAGAACCUUAACAUCUCAUAGCAAUAAUCAAAUUAAUAUGUUGCGCCCUCAAGGUAAGCGUACAGAAAAGUCCGUUAAGAAGAAAGAUGAUUGGUUGAAAGAAAUGAAUAAUGCCUUGAUGGUGGUAGCAUCACUGAUAUCUACUGUAACAUUUCAAGCUGGUCUGAACCCUCCUGGUGGUGUAUGGCAAGAGACUAAAAAAGCCCAAUAUGGCGCCCCCACAUCUGAACCAUAUCACGAGGCAGGGGAGUCAAUAAUGGCUGAUACAUCAUCACCUCACUAUUAUAGUUUGUCUAAUUUGUUUUUCACUUCCAAUACCAUAGGGUUUGUUGCGUCUCUUUGCAUCAUUUUACUGCUCGUGAGUGGUUUGCCAUUUUGUAAACGCAGGUUGUUUACGUGGAUUUUGAUGGUGAUCCUGUGGGUUGCGAUUUCGGCAUUAACCCUUGCUUAUCUCUUCUCUCUAAGUUUUAUUACAAGCCCGAAUGAACCGGUCAUCGGGUACGUAUCUGCUACAGUGAUGGUAUUACUUGUAUGGAUGGGCGUGAUGGGGAUUCUUCUUCUGAGUCACACCAUUCGUCUUGUAAAAAAGAUAAUAGUCUAUUUCAUAAAAUUAACAAAAGCAUGGAGGGAUACUAAUGGUUCAAAUGCUGAUGAACAAUGUCUUAGUGUCUAAUAUCUACAACAUUAAUAUUUAAUGUGUAGAAAUUAUGUUUUUGAGAGACUGUAUGUACUUUUAUGAUAAUGUUACAUAUUUUACUUUUCUAGGUAUGUAAAGUGUUUAUGUUUUGUGCAUGUAACAAAAGUGAAGAUCUUGUUGAGUAAUGGUGAUGUAACAAAAGUGUUAGUUUUCGAAGGCUUUACUUGCAAUUGAAUAGGCUGUCAGGUCUGCUACUAGUUAUACCUUUAAU